AUGCUGCCCGAGUCACCCAGGUCUUCCACGCAGUCCGCAAGCGCGGCAGAGUCACCUGUGUACUCAUCACCAAGGGCACAUCUGCGGAACGUUCCUGGCGGUCGUCUACCGCUACCCGCCAAUGCUGACGCGGCUGCUGGUCUACAUCAAACCAAGGGAAGCAUCGCCGAUCCGUGGUUCCUGGAACCAUCAUCUUGGGAGAUCGACUUCAAGGCAGUCGGGGAGGAUGAUCGCAUCUGCUACCCUGACUCGGGGCUUGACAAUUUUAUCGCCCAAAUGAGGUCGUGGCUCGACCAGUGGACGAGCGAAAAUCGAUGCCCAUUCAUUCACUCAAGGCUGUACGGCUCCAACAUCCCAAGCUCGCUGCAGCACGGGCUUGCAGCCUGGCAGGUGUAUCGGGCGGCGACAACCCCGACGAGUGAGAGGAUAGCGCUGCGCAUGGCAGAGAGCUGGUCACAGAAUAUCGUCCAGGAAAAAGCCUUAUCGGACAAUCUUCACAACGCUGGCGAGCUGCCCGACCUUUUGGAACAGCUCGGCCGCACGCAGGCGCUACUAAUUUUUCAGGUGAUUGGGCUCUUUGACGGCGAUGUGAGAGCCCGCGCCAAGGCAGAAGGCUUGCUUUCCAUAGUCUCCCGGUGGGCUAACGAGCUCUUGGGGAUCGCAGGGGCCCAAGUCUCCUCUGACCAUCUCGAGAACCCCGAUGAGCUAUUGAACAGUCCUCAGAUCGAUCGGCUGCGCUCCUGCGGCACGCCCGCCUCGACCUGGAAGGCGUGGAUUUUGUCCGAGUCAAUUCGUCGACUCUGGAUUGUUGCCACGCUGACGGAGGCUGCGUUUCUCAUCCACCAGCAGGGCUUUGCGACCUGUCCAGGGAGUAUCAGCUUCACGGCGAGAAGUGGACUGUGGGAUGCGCCGUCACACCACGCGUGGCUCGCAGGCUUGACGAAGAGCAACACCGUCAAAAUUCCCGUCUUUUGCCGACGUCUGGACACGCUGCUGGAUGAAGCAAGGGCUUUGGAUGUCGACGAGUUCACCCAAACUGUCCUCGCCUACGGACGUGGGCGCGAGGCAGUGGAGGAUUGGGUGGCCGGGUAA
This is a messenger RNA of Colletotrichum truncatum, 1092 nucleotides long. RefSeq names its product RNA polymerase ii mediator complex component. The record is from RefSeq and is a predicted model, not a curated record. NCBI's taxonomy places the organism in Eukaryota, Fungi, Ascomycota, Sordariomycetes, Glomerellales, Glomerellaceae.